UUCUAACACGCACAUGCACGAGCGCACCGGCGGAGCUUGGUUCGUCCUCCGACGCUCAGUUCCGGUUCGGUGCUGACUGAGACGUACGUACCGGUCCGUUUCACCUGCGUCGUCACCAUGGUGUGGAAGACAGUUACCUGGUCAAAGAGUUGGACACCUGCAGCACUUCACCUGGAGACAGAGGACAUCCAGUCAGAUGACAGCAGUGGCUGACGAUGUCGUGGGUGCAGCAGCGUUACCAAAACAUCAGCCCUGUGACCCUCCAGGUAGUGGGCGGAGCUAUGAGCUCCAGCCUGUACUGUGGGGAGGUGGAGGGUCUGUCCCUGGUGGAGUCCUACCUGGUGGAGCUGUAUCGCUGUAAACUCUGUAAGUUCACAUGUGGCCUCAUGACCGCAAUUAACAGCCACAUGCUGCUCAGGCACCGCCCCCUCACCCUCACCUGCCUGGGGACCAACGGAAGGGACAGGGCGGGGCUUCAGGAGGACAUGUCACCCUAUCAGCUGGAGCUGAAUGCAGAUACAAAGCAAAGCGAUGAAGAUGAGGACUUCUUGCUUUACAACAUGCUGGACAACAUGAGCCCGCCCACCUGUGACAUCAGCAGCCAAGAGGGGCUGCAUGUAGCACACACCUGUGAGGUUAGCACUCUGUUUGAGGAGGAGGAAGAGGAGGAGGAAGAGGAGCACGCCUCCAUCUUCCCUCUAAAGCAGGAUGCCAUGGAUCUGUCCGGUCCUGUCCAGACAGCCUCCAUCCAGGAAGACAUGGAUCAGUCGGCUCACCUCAUGACUCUGGGAUUGUGUAGAACCUCUGCCGUCAAACCUCCUCCUCCCCCGGCUGCAUCCCCACUUGACUAUUGCCCGCCUGCACCGGCUGACCCCGCCCACCUGCAGCGUAACACAGGCCGCCGCCUUCUCUGCCUCCUGUGUCCUCUGACGCUGCCAUCCCGUCGCCUGCUGGACGUCCAUGUCCGGUCUCACAGGGCGGGGGGGUUCAGCUGCAUCCGGUGCAGCUGGACAUCCGACACCUGGGAAGAACUGGAGUCUCAUUGGAGGAGACACUGCAGGAGAAGGAGGAGGAGGAGGAGGUGGGAGGAGGAGGAGGUCUCACAGAGAAGAAAGAGGAGGACGGAGCAGGAGGUCUCACAGAGGAGGACAGCUACCAGGUCUUUAGAGCAGUGGAGGAGCCCUGUGAUUGGACAAGUAAAAGAAAAGGAGGUGGAGCUUCCUGAAAGGUUGGUUCCCAGUUUGACCAGUAAACCUCAAACUGGUCCUCCUCAGAGUGUCUCAAAGAUGAUGAAGAAGUCCAGGAGGAAGAAGAAUGAAGAAGUGGAGGCUGAGAGUCUGAGCUGCUCUCUGUGUUACAGGAAGUUCUCCUCUAAUCUGACUCUGAGACGUCACCGGGGCGUACACGGAGGAGAGAAACCCUUCACCUGUCCUCACUGUCCCUACAACAGUAGACUAAAGGCCUCUCUGCUGCAGCACCUGAGGACUCACACAGGUGAGAAGCCAUACAGGUGUUCUGAAUGUCCAUACGCGUCCAUAGAUCGCAGCUCUCUGCUGAGACACUGCAGGACGCACAGUCAGGAGAAACCGUACAGCUGCCAGCUCUGUAACUACAGCAGUAUCCAGAAGAAAAGUUUGGACCUCCACGCUCGCCGCCAUCACACUGGUGAGGUGUUUCCAUGCCAGCAGUGUGAGUACUCGAGCCCAGACCGCCAGCUGCUGCUGAAGCACAUCAGCAGACACCACAGCCCCUCCCAGCAGGCCGGGCUCUGAUUGGCCUGUUAGUGAUGACGACGUCAGAAGUUUGGGACAGCAGCAGCACAGCAGGUCGUCCAAUAACUGAAAGGGUGGCGGUUUGGACCCUGCUUUGUCCCAGUUAAUCUGUCAGUAUGUUCCAGUGAUGGUUCAGUUUUCUUGAGAUUUAUUAAAAAAAAUUUAAAAUU
Messenger RNA from Melanotaenia boesemani (Boeseman's rainbowfish), 1942 nucleotides. RefSeq names its product histone-lysine N-methyltransferase PRDM9. The record is from RefSeq and is a predicted model, not a curated record. The transcript is spliced from 8 exons. Gene Ontology annotation, cellular component: nucleus. Lineage: Eukaryota; Metazoa; Chordata; Actinopteri; Atheriniformes; Melanotaeniidae. Gene Ontology annotation, biological process: regulation of gene expression. The coding region runs from base 216 to 1772 and encodes 518 amino acids.